Messenger RNA from Hylaeus volcanicus, 919 nucleotides. RefSeq lists its product as uncharacterized. Bases 154 to 792 code for a protein of 212 amino acids. The transcript has 4 exons. The record is from RefSeq and is a predicted model, not a curated record. Lineage: Eukaryota; Metazoa; Arthropoda; Insecta; Hymenoptera; Colletidae.
UUUUAAAAAUGUUUUUCGUUAAAUAAUAAAAAAUUGCUUUCGAUUCAAUUUUUUUUUUAUUUUACUAAAGAAAAAAAUACAUUUACAUGGUCAAUAUUGGAUCAGGAAAAAGUCAAUUUACUCGAGUCAUUAUCAAGGAUUUCAGUUCACUAUAUGACCUUUAAUUCAUCCACCUACCAAAUAUUAUCAAAUAAUGAGUGGUCACCUCAAGAUAUCUAUUGUCCUGAGGCAAAAGCUGCCAAUAAGAUUUCUUUUGAUCAUACUUUUCAAAACGAUCAAGUUUUCUUAGAAAUUAACAGUGAAAAAGAUGCGCUACAAACAGAUCUUAGUAUGUGGCAAUAUCCGGAGGAUAUGCUGACAGUUCCUCAUAAAACUAUUCGUUUAGGAAUUUUUGUUUUGGUUUCUUACGAAAAUUUGAAAAUAAUUUCCUUUUUCACAUAUUUUUAUAUUAUUGUCUCCUUAGUGCUUGAUGGUUUAUUAAUUUUACUAGCGGCUUUGGUACUAUGUAUUUUCUGGCUUUUUUGUGGCGAAGUUGGUGUUAAACAUGCGACAUCUGCUACUUCAUUAGUAUAUUGCUGUUUUCAUAAUUUUUGUUUACUCGGCCUUGCUAUUGUAGGAAUUUUGCUUCUUACAACUCAGUCUCACUUGCUAUUGGCAAAUGACUUAGUCUUAGUACUACUUUACCUGGUAUUAGAAACUACUCUUAUGAUUGUCUACUCAUUAAAAUCUUUUUGUAUUGUUUGGGGUUUGCUACGUUAUUUGUGCCAAAAAUUUCAAAAGAAAUCGUACUAAAAAAUUUUUUUAAAAAUGCGUUACAACGUUACAUGUUUCCAUGGUACUACAUUUUUUCUUCUCUUGAAUUAUUAAAAAAAAAUUCAUUUUAUAUAACCAUAUCAAAUAUUUUUUUAAGAAAUUGGUU